Messenger RNA from Cimex lectularius (bed bug), 2904 nucleotides. RefSeq names its product serine/threonine-protein kinase Tao (gene Tao). The record is from RefSeq and is a predicted model, not a curated record. Bases 97 to 2748 code for a protein of 883 amino acids. Gene Ontology annotation, biological process: protein phosphorylation. Gene Ontology annotation, molecular function: ATP binding; protein kinase activity. NCBI's taxonomy places the organism in Eukaryota, Metazoa, Arthropoda, Insecta, Hemiptera, Cimicidae. The transcript is spliced from 2 exons.
UCUCGAGACGAGUACGCUUCUGAUGUGAGUCGAGUUCCCGUAAUUGUUAUAAAUGUUGGCUAAGGUUAGAUUUUAGCCCGAUUCAAGAAAUCUACGAUGCCAGCGAUACCUCGCCCUGGGAGUCUCAAAGAUCCGGAGAUUGCCGAAUUAUUCGGCAAAGAAGACCCGGACAAGAUUUUUGAAGACCUCAGAGAAAUCGGCCAUGGGAGCUUUGGCGCCGUCUACUAUGCGAGGGACAGCGUCAACAAAGAGAUCGUUGCCAUCAAGAAGAUGUCAUACAUGGGAAAACAGAGCAUUGAAAAGUGGCAGGAUAUCCUUAAAGAAAUCCGUUUCCUUCGUCAGUUGAACCAUCCGAACACGGUCGAAUACAAAGGUUGCUAUUUGAGGGACAACACGGCUUGGCUGGUCAUGGAAUACUGCCUCGGGUCCGCCUCGGACAUAAUUGAAGUACAUAAAAGUCCUUUGAAAGAAAAUGAAAUAUCUGCUAUAUGCGAAGGCGUCCUGAGGGGGCUUCACUAUUUACACUCUUUAGGCAGAAUUCAUAGAGAUAUUAAGGCUGGAAAUAUAUUGUUGACUGAAAACGGUACUGUCAAACUUGCUGAUUUUGGUUCUGCUAGUAUUAAAUGCCCUGCCAACAGCUUUGUCGGAACACCCUAUUGGAUGGCCCCAGAAGUCAUUCUCGCCAUGGACGAAGGACAGUACGAUGGGAAAGUUGAUGUUUGGUCGUUAGGAAUAACUUGUAUCGAGCUAGCAGAGAGAAAGCCGCCUUAUUUUAAUAUGAAUGCUAUGAGUGCUCUGUAUCACAUAGCUCAAAACGACACGCCUUCUUUGAACUCUUCAGAUUGGAGCGAUGUGUUCAAACAUUUUGUAGAAUCCUGUCUGCAGAAAAGUCCAUCCGAUCGUCCUUCCGCUAACAAGUUGCUAUCGCAUCAGUUGGUCAUUAGAGCCAGAUCGCCUCAUGUUCUGAUAGAUUUAAUCCAGAGAACAAAAGCAGCAGUUCGUGAGCUCGAUAACCAAAAUUACAAAAAGAUGAAAAUAUUGAUGAUAGAUUCUUGUGAAACAGAAAGCACUAUUGGCGAUGCUGAUGAUACUCCUGAUGAGCAAGUGGGAGGGGAUAGCAGCAAGAGUAACAGCAUAACAUCAGAACAUUCGAUUCAUUCAAUUGGUGUCAGUGCAUCAUCACAAAGUAGCUCAACGAAUAGUUUACCUCCGGUCACAGAUAUGAAUCAUGAUAAUUGCUAUACCCAAUCGAUCAGAGUCAGACAGAAAGCGAGUAGUUCUUCUGCACUUUUAGAACACGGUGCUAACAACUUUGCCACUAUAAAAACAACAACUAUAGUAACUAAACAGCAGAAAGAGCAUAUGCAAGAAGAAAUGCAUGAACAGAUGUCCGGUUAUAAGAGAAUGCGAAGGGAACAUCAGGCGGCUUUAAUCAAAUUGGAAGAAAAAUGCAAGGUUGAAAUGGAAAGUCACAAACAAGUCUUAGACAAAGAAUAUGAAGCUUUACUACAAAAGUUCAGCAAGGAGUUGGAAGAACUCCAGAUCAGGCAUCAGCAAGAAUUGGAUAGGAAACUAAAACAGAAUUCUUCUGCUGACAAGAAAUUGCAGAAGGAAAUCAGCAGUCGCCAAGAGCAGGAUCGCAAAGCGUUUGAUUGCCAAAAGAAAAAAGAAUACAAGGCUAAUAAGGAAAGAUGGAAACAUGAAUUGAGUUUAGACGAAUCGACUCCAAAACGCCAGAGGGACGCUGCUUUGCAGAGCCAGAAAGAUAAUCUAAAGCAAUUGGAAGCACAAGAAGAGCAGAGAUUGGUACAAGGACAAAAGGAAUAUUUGGAAAUAGAAAUGAGAAAAUUCAGACGAAGAAAAAUGUUGAGUUAUCAGACUUUGGAACAGGAACUUUUAAGGGAGGAAUUAAAUAAACGCCAGACUCAAUUAGAACAAGCACAUUCAAUGCUGCUUCGACAUCAUGAGAAAACUAAAGACCUCGAAUACAGACAACAGAAAGCAGUUCAUGUGUUACGAGAAGAACAAGUUCAGCGGCAACACCAGACCGAACUUCAAAACCAAAAUGCUUAUUUGAAUAGGUGUAAACGUGAUUUGAAAAAGAAACACGCCCUCGAGAUAAAACAGCAGCCAAAGAGUUUAAAACAAAAAGAAAUGCAAAUAAGAAAACAGUUUAGGGAUACAUGUAAAAUCCAAACUCGCCAAUACAAAGCGCUAAAGGCUGAGCUUUCAAUCACUAGGCCUAAAGAAGAGCAUAAACUUUUAAUUAAAAAGUUGAAAGAUGAACAGAGGAGAAAAUUGGCCCUAUUAGCUGACCAAUAUGAGCAAAGCAUAGCGGAAAUGUUGCAAAAACAGUCAAUUAGAUUAGAUGAAUCGCAGGAAUUGGAAGGACAUCAUUUACAGGAGAAAUUACAUUAUGAGCUUGAAAUAUUGAUGGCUUACCAGAGCAAAAACAAAAUGCAGACAGAAGCACAGAGAGACAGAGAGAGAAAGGAGUUGGAAGACAGGGUCACUGUGAGAAGAGACCUUUUGGAACAAAAGAUGAAGUUAGAGACUGAACAAUUUGCUCACGAAAGGUCUGAAAGGAUUAGGCUAUUGCGAGAAAAGCAACACCGAGAGUUAGAACAAUUUGAUGACGAAUCAGCAAGAAUGGGUCUUUCGACAUUGGCUAUUUCUGAUUCCAAUUCAGAAUGCUAUCCAGAUGACGAUAGCCUCUCUGGAAGCAUGCAAAGCCUAACAAGGCAAUAGUCACUGUGUACAUAACUUGCAACUGAACAAACCAAAUUAAUUAUUAUUUAGUACAACAUCCCUUUAUUGACCCAAGUGAUAUCGACAUAAAAAUAGCAUUAUUUCAGUAAAUCAAAUAAUAUAUAUAAAUAAAAAUAUAAAUAAAAUAUUCAUUGG